UGUAGAUCCGAUGGGAGGGCUACCCGGGUAGUUUCCUGUAAUGCUUCGGUGGCUACGGCAGUCUCUUCGGCAGGUGUCUAGUCUGAUGGCCCGGAGACCAGGGCUUGUCUGCGGGGCGAUACUGCUGAGCGUCCUGCUACUACUGGCCGUUACAUUUACCUGCAGGUAGGUAACAGAAUAUGAGGUCUGAUGGUUGGUUAUCUACCGGUAGUUAUCUGUGGUUUUCAGUGAGAAACUCCCAGGCGUUUCACAGUUUUGUUGCAGCCCUGUACUAGCUCAGCUGAUUCACAAGGGCUUGAUGAUUCGUUGACAAGUUGAAUCAGGUGAGGUAGCGCUGGAAUAUAUCAAAUACAUGGAACAACUGGGGGUCCCCGAGAGGUAAACCCCCCUUAUCUAGCUAUCUGUCUAGCUAACUGCUGGUUAACGUUACAACUUCAGCCUUUGUUAGGAUAGCUAAAGUUAUGGUUAGCCAGCUGAUCCGACCCGCUUGAUUACAACUGCACUAGGGUCGAAAAGCAUUCCUGUGUAGAUUAAGACACUGCAGAGCUGGUGCGAGAUUUGGCUUUGAAAACGUACCUCAAUCCAGGGAUUAGAAAUGCAUUGUACUCCUAAUUGUCCCAUUAUCCCAACUGUUACACCGAGAAGAUUGAACGACGGCUAGUUUUUUUUUAGCAGUAGUUCAACCUUCUCGGUGUAACAGUUGGGAUAAUGGGACAAUUCAGAGUACAAAGCAUUUCUCAUCCCUGGAUUGAGGUACGUUUACCGAGCCAUAUCUCUCGCCGGCGUGUCUUCAUCUACACAUGAAUGCUGUCUGACCCUAGUGCAGCUGUAAACAAGGGGUCGGAUCUGCUGGCUAACUGUAUAGGUAGAGAACAGUCUGGGCUAGCCCACCUGCAGUGGGAAUGCUGUCUGACCCUAGUGCAGCUGUAAACAAGGGGUCGGAUCUGCUGGCUAACUGUAUAGGUAGAGAACAGUCUGGGCUAGCCCACCUGCAGUGGGCUUAAUGUGAAAUCCCCUGCUCAUUGGUUGGAUAUCUAACUUAAGCCUUUGUUUGGGUAGCUAGUAGUGUAGUAGCUGGAACAGGGAAGUGAUCAGUGUGCGUUCUAAUCUAGCCGGCUGUUUAGGGUCUGUUUUCUAUAAAGCAUUGCAGUGCAGCUUGCUAGAUCACUACGUUUGUCUACUUUCUGUUCAUAAACACUGGACCCACAGCCUACAGUGGGAGGCUAUCAUUGUUGUGUUGUGUUUGUCCAUGUCGCCAGUCGCAGCUGGUAGAGAGAGGGGAGUCUGUCUCAUGUCCUACUGCUUGUCAUCAGAGACUGACUGUCUGACGUGUCCUCCUGUAUUACUAGCAGCUGGUAGAGAGAGGGAGUCUGUCUCAUGUCCUACUGCUGGUCAUCAGAGACUGACUGUCUGACGUGUCCUCCUGUAAUACUACCAGCUGGUAGAGAGAGGGAGUCUGUCUCAUGUCCUACUGCUUGUCAUCAGAGACUGACUGUCUGACGUGUCCUCCUGUAUUACUAGCAGCUGGUAGAGAGAGGGAGUCUGUCUCAUGUCCUACUGCUUGUCAUCAGAGACUGACUGUCUGACGUGUCCUCCUGUAAUACUAGCAGCUGGUAGAGAGAGGGAGUCUGUCUCAUGUCCUACUGCUGGUCAUCAGAGACUGACUGUCUGACGUGUCCUCCUGUAAUACUAGCAGCUGGUAGAGAGAGGGAGUCUGUCUCAUGUCCUACUGCUGGUCAUCAGAGACUGACUGUCUGACGUGUCCUCCUGUAAUACUACAGCUGGUUAGAGAGAGGGAGUCUGUCUCAUGUCCUACUGCUGUCAUCAAGACAGACGGUCUGACGUGUCCUCCUGUAUUACUAGCAGCUGGUAGAGAGAGGGAGUCUGUCUCAUAUUCCCUACUGCUUGUCAUCAGAGACUGACUGUCUGACGUGUCCUCCUGUAUUACUAGCAGCUGGUAGAGAGAGGGGAGUCUGUCUCAUGUCCUACUGUUGUCUCAGAGACUGACUGUCUGACGUGUCCUCCUGUAAUACUACCAGCUGGUAGAGAGAGGGAGUCUGUCUCAUGUCCUACUGCUUGUCAUCAGAGACUGACUGUCUGACGUGUCCUCCUGUAAUACUACCAGCUGGUAGAGAGAGGGAGUCUGUCUCAUGUCCUACUGCUUGUCAUCAGAGACUGACUGUCUGACUGUCCUCCUGUAUACUACAGCUGGUAGAGAGAGGGAGUCUGUCUCAUGUCCUACUGCUUGUCAUCAGAGACUGACUGUCUGACGUGUCCUCCUGUAAUACUACCAGCUGGUAGAGAGAGGGAGUCUGUCUCAUGUCCUACUGCUUGUCAUCAGAGACUGACUGUCUGACGUGUCCUCCUGUAAUACUGGCAGCUGGUAGAGAGAGGGAGUCUGUCUCAUGUCCUACUGCUUGUCAUCAGAGACUGACUGUCUGACGUGUCCUCCUGUAAUACUGGCAGCUGGUAGAGAGAGGGGGUCUGUCUCAUGUCCUACUGUAAUACUAGCAGCUGGUAGAGAGAGGGAGUCUGUCUCAUGGCUGUUAGAUACACUUGUGAUCUAAGGAGAUUUAAAUGUUCAUUUAGACUGAACGGUUAUCGAAUCAAAUGAAAUUGUAUUUGUCACAUACGCGUUGUUGUGGGUGUGGCGAAAUGCUUGGGCUUCUAGCUCCGACAGUGCAGAAAUAUCUAACAAGUAAUAUCUAACAAUUUCACAACAUAUACCCAAUACACACAAAUCUAAGUAAGGAAUGGAUUGAAGAAUAUAUAAAUAUAUGGACGAGCAAUGACAGAGCGGCAUGGACUAAGAUACAGCAGAAUAUUAUAGAAUACAGUAUAUACAUAUGAGAUGAGUAGUGCAAGAUAUGUAAACGUUAUUAAAGUGACUAGUGUUCCAUGUCUUAAAGUGGCCAGUGAUGGAGGGACUGACAUGUUAGAAUGAGGAAAGCCUAGAGAGGACUCGAUGUAUGUUGUUACACUCAACUUAUUUAAAGACGAGACAAAUUAGAAGCAAGUUGCGGACAAAUCCUUCCUCUCUCUCUCCCUAGUGUGUUACUCUCUCUCUCUCUCUCUUCCAUCCCUCUCUCCCUCCUAGCCGGGCUAAGAAUGUGGUGGCGUCGGCGCGUCCCCCGGUGAGGUUCUUCUCUGCCGAGGCCCCCGUGGUGGACCUGUACCUGGGUCAGCUGGAGCAGGUAGAGAGGCUGAGGGGCGUGGCCGAGGUGUCUGUCAUCUUCUUCUACGCUCCCUGGUGUGCUCACUCCAUCGCCGCUCGCCACGAGGUCCAGGAGGUCGCCCGGAGGCUUGCCAAACAGGUAACACACACACACCACCCGCACACCACACGAGGUCCAGGAGGUCGCCCGGAGCUGCACAACAGGUACACACACCACACACCACCCCCACAUCCACCACAGCAUGCCACCCACCAGUCAGGUCCCCAGAGGCUGGCCAAACAGGAAAACACACACCACACUCCAUCGCCCUCGCCACGAGCCAAGGCGCAGGAGGCUCCAACAGACACAACACACGCAGGAACACCGCUACCUCAUUAGCGUCCCAGGGUGCCCGGAGGCUGGCCAACAGAGUUACGCACUGUGACGACACAGGAUGCCACAAUCAUGUGACAGUCAGAUGGAUGAGCUGCCAUCACAGCACCACACCACUCACCUAAAACCGACCAACCACAGCAGGAACCAACCAGCAGGAACACACGCUCACCCUCCAUUGCCGCUCGCCAAGAGGUUAUGUACUCGCGCGUGCCCCAACUUAGCAGCGUUGGCGUGCAUCUUCUCUCCCCCUAUGGUCUGCUCGUCUCGUACUCAUCUCCCUCCGGUCGUGACGAGGUCCGGUCCGAGCUGCACGGCCCCUCGUACCCGGACCUACACCCCACCUAACCCUCACUCCCAGGUGCCACACAUCGACCAGUGACUCCUCGCCGAGGUCCUAGCUCACCGAGGCUCCACAGUUCCCAACUCACCUCACCCUAGGCCACGGUGCCAUCCAUAUCGCGCUGCAAGUUGUGCCUCAGUAUGGCUGCCAGUCGGUGCCAUCCCAUAGUGAUGCUAUCAGCAGGGCCAUCAAGUGAUGUAAUCUGGUGCCACGAUGGUCAGGGGUGCCAGUCAGUAUGUGUUAAGUCGGUCCAGCCAGUAUGGUGCCAUAAGUCUGGUACCAUCAGUAUGUAUAAGCGGUCCCAUCAGUAUGUGAUGCAUAGCCGGUCCAGUCAGUAGGUGACGCUAUAAUCCUGGUGCCAGUCAGUAUGGGAUUAGUCUGGUGCCAGUCAGUAUGGUGCUAUAUAGUCCUAGGGUGCUCGAGGUGCAUGGGCCUAUAUGUAGUCAGUCUGGGUGCCAGUCACGUAUGGUGAUUAUAGUCCUGGGUGCCAGUCAGUAUGUGCUAUGAUAUCCUGGUGCCACAGUAUGGUGCUUAUAGUCUGGGUGCCAGUCAGUAUGGUGCUAUAUAUAGUCUGGGUGCCAGUCAGUAUUGGUGCAGUGUAUGUCUGUGGUGCCAGUCAGUAUGGUGAUGUAUAGUCUGGGUGCCAGUCAGUAUGGUGAUGUAUAGUCUGGGUGCCAGUCAGUAUGGUGCUAUAUAGUCUGGGUGCCAGUCAGUAUGGUGCUAUAUAGUCUGGGUGCCAGUCAGUAUGGUGAUGUAUAGUCUGGGUGCCAGUCAGUAUGGUGAUGUAUAGUCUGGGUGCCAGUCAGUAUGGUGAUGUAUAGUCUGGGUGCCAGUCAGUAUGGUGCUAUAGUCUGGGUGCCAGUCAGUAUGGUGAUGUAUAGUCUGGGUGCCAGUCAGUAUGGUGUAUAUAGUCUGGGUGCCAGUCAGUAUGGUGAUAUAGUCUGGGUGCCAGUCAGUAUGGUGCUAUAUAGUCUGGGUGCCAGUCAGUAUGGUGCUAUAUAGUCUGGGUGCCAGUCAGUAUGGUGAUGUAUAGUCUGGGUGCCAGUCAGUAUGGUGUUAUAUCUGGGUGCCAGUCAGUAGGUGCUAGUCUGGGUGCAUCAGUGGUGAUGUAUAGUCUGGGUGCCAGUCAGUAUGGUGCUAUAUAGUCUGGGUGCCAGUCAGUAUGGUGAUGUAUAGUCUGGGUGCCAGUCAGUAUGGUGCUAUAUAGUCUGGGUGCCAGUCAGUAUGGUGAUGUAUAGUCUGGGUGCCAGUCAGUAUGGUGCUAUAUAGUCUGGGUGCCAGUCAGUAUGGUAUAUAGUCUGGGUGCCAGUCAGUAUGGUGUAUAUGUCUGGGUGCCAGUCAGUAUGGUGAUGUAUAGUCUGGGUGCCAGUCAGUAUGGUGCUGUAUAGUCUGGUGCCAGUCAGUAUGGUGCUAUAUAGUCUGGGUGCCAGUCUGUAUGGUGCUAUAUAGUCUGGGUGCCAGUCUGUAUGGUGCUAUAAUAGUCUGGGUGCCAGUCUGUUUCUACAGUAUGGUGCUAUAUAGUCUGGGUGCCAGUCAGUAUGGUGCUAUAUAGUCUGGGUGCCAGUCUGUAUGGUGCUAUAUAGUCUGGGUGCCAGUCAGUAUGGUGCUAUAUAGUCUGGGUGCCAGUCAGUAUGGUGAUGUAUAGUCUGGGUGCCAGUCAGUUUGGUGCUAUAUAGUCUGGGUGCCAGUCUGUUUCUACAGUAUGGUGCUAUAUAGUCUGGGUGCCAGUCAGUAUGGUGCUAUAUAGUCUGGGUGCCAGUCUGUAUGGUGCUAUAUAGUCUGGGUGCCAGUCAGUAUGGUGCUAUAUAGUCUGGGUGCCAGUCAGUAUGGUGCUAUAUAGUCUGGGUGCCAGUCUGUAUGGUGCUAUAUAGUCUGGGUGCCAGUCUGUAUGGUGCUAUAUAGUCUUGGUGCCAGUCUGUAUGGUGCUAUAUAGUCUGGGUGCCAGUCAGUAUGGUGCUAUAUAGUCUGGGUGCCAGUCAGGUUAAAGUAUGGUGCUAUAUUAGUCCUGGGUGCCAGUCCAGUAUGGUGGCUAUAUAGUCCUGGGUGCCAGUCAGUAUGGUGCUAUUAUAGUCUGGGUGCCAGUCCAGUAUGGUGCUAUAUAGUCCUUGGUGCCGUCAGUAUGGUGCCUAUAUAGUCUGGGUGCCAGUCGUAUGGUGCUAUAUAGUUGGGGUCUGUAUGGUGAUAUAGUCUGGGUGCCAGGGUCUGUAUGUGUGCUAUUAGUAUGGGUGCCAGGUCAGUAUGGUGAUAUAUAGUCUGGGUGCCAGUCCGUAUGGUGAUAUAUAGUCUGGGUGGCCAGUCAGUUAUGGUUUGUACUAGUCUGGGUGCCAGUUAGUAUGGUGCUAUAUAGUCUGGGUGCCAGUCAGUAUGGUGAUAUAUAGUCCUGGGUGGCCAGUCAGUCAUGGUGCUAUAUAGUCCUGGGUGCUCAGUCAGUAUGGUGAUGUAUUAGUCUGGGUGCCAGUCAGUAUGGUGCUAUAUAGUCUGGGUGCCAGUCAGUAUGGUGAUGUAUAGUCUGGGUGCCAGUCAGUAUGGUGCUGUAUAGUCUGGGUGCCAGUCAGUAUGGUGAUGUAUAGUCUGGGUGCCAGUCAGUAUGGUGAUGUAUAGUCUGGGUGCCAGUCAGUAUGGUGCUAUAUAGUCUGGGUGCCAGUCAGUAUGGUGCUAUAUAGUCUGGGUGCCAGUCAGUAUGGUGAUGUAUAGUCUGGGUGCCAGUCAGUAUGGUGAUGUAUAGUCUGGGUGCCAGUCAGUAUGGUGAUGUAUAGUCUGGGUGCCAGUCAGUAUGGUGAUGUAUAGUCUGGGUGCCAGUCAGUAUGGUGCUAUAUAGUCUGGGUGCCAGUCUGUUUCUACUGUAGACAGUACAACUCAAUACACCUCAGAGUUACUGUACUAAAUUCUGAAGCUGUUUCUAAAUGCGCCUCCUUCUCUGUGCAGGUGGUCUGCUGUGGCCUUAUUCUUGCUCUGCUGUCUGCACUGUUUGUACAGGUGCAGUUUGUGGCAGUGAACUGUUGGUGGAGCCAGGGGAAAUGCAGGAAACAGAAGAGCUUCUACCAAUACCCUGUCAUCCAGCUGUUCUACAAGAGGUAAUACAGUCUACUAGUUCUAUAUCUAUACCCUGUUCUACAAGAGGUAAUACAGUCUACUAGUUCUAUAUCUAUACCCUGUUCUACAAGAGGUAAUACAGUCUACUAGUUCUAUAUCUAUACCCUGUUCUACAAGAGGUAAUACAGUCUACUAGUUCUAUAUCUAUACCCUGUUCUACAAGAGGUAAUACAGUCUACUAGUUCUAUAUCUAUACCCUGUUCUACAAGAGGUAAUACAGUCUACUAGUUCUAUAUCUAUACCCUGUCCUCCACCUGUUCUACAAGAGGUAAUACAGUCUACUAGUUCUAUAUCUAUACCCUGUUCUACAAGAGGUAAUACAGUCUACUAGUUCUAUAUCUAUACCCUGUCAUCCAGCUGUUCUACAAGAGGUAAUACAGUCUACUAGUUCAUAUCUAUACCCUGUUCUACAAGAGGUUAAUACAGUCUACUAGUUCUAUAUCUAUACCCUGUUCUACAAGAGGUAAUACAGUCUACUAGUUCUAUAUCUAUACCCUGUCAUCCACCUGUUCUACAAGAGGUAAUACAGUCUACUAGUUCUAUAUCUAUACCCUGUUCUACAAGAGGUAAUACAGUCUACUAGUUCUAUAUCUAUACCCUGUUCUACAAGAGGUAAUACAGUCUACUAGUUCUAUAUCUAUACCCUGUUCUACAAGAGGUAAUACAGUCUACUAGUUCUAUAUCUAUACCCUGUUCUACAAGAGGUAAUACAGUCUACUAGUUCUAUAUCUAUACCCUGUCAUCCACCUGUUCUAGAGGAAGGAGAUACAGUCUAUUCAUUUUAUAUCAAGGGGAAGGAGAUACAGUCUAUUCAUUUUAUAUCAAGGGGAAGGAGAUACAGUCUAUUCAUUUUAUAUCAAGGGGAAGGAGAUACAGUCUAUUCAUUUUAUAUCAAGGGGAAGGAGAUACAGUCUAUUCAUUUUAUAUCAAGGGGAAGAAGAUGCAGUCUAUUCAUUUUAUAUCAAGGGGAAGGAGAUGCAGUCUAUUCAUUUUAUAUCAAGGGGACGGAGAUACAGUCUAUUCAUUUUAUAUCAAGGGGACGGAGAUACAGUCUAUUCAUUUUAUAUCAAGGGGAAGGAGAUACAGUCUAUUCAUUUUGCGUCUUGUUUGGUUAUUACUCUCUUUGUGAUAAUAUUCUGUCCUUUAUGAGAUAUUAUUCCCCUCUGUCCAUGUAUUCUUCAUUCUGAUCUAAAAGGCUGAUUCUACUCCUCCUACUCUGACAUGCUCGGUACCUAAGACCUGUUGUAUCUGUCUGUCCCCUGUCUGUCUCUGGAGGUUUGGCCCUAUACAUUACAAAGGUCCAUUCAUGGCUUCCUAUGUAGAGAGAUUCAUCCUGAGAGUCAUCACUCCACUGACCUAUCUACCAUCACGAGCCACACUACAAGACUUUCUGUCUUAUCAUGAGGUAUGAGGUGGGGGGAGAGGAGGAGGAGGGAGAUGCUGGAGGGAGGGAAGGAGGGAGAUGCUGGAAGGAGGGAGAUAAAUAAUAUGAGUGUUAUGCUUUGGGUCUUUCUGUUGUUAGAGAGAAAGACAUAGUUCUAUUUAAUAAUGAGAGAUAAUGUCCCAAAUAGCACCCUGUUCCCUUUAUAGUCCACUACAGAGCUAUGGUUAAAAGUAGUACACUAUAAAAGGAAUAGGGUGCCAUUUGGGAGGAGUCCACUAGGUGUGGUGUACCUGUGGGUCAGGUCUAGUGUAUGGUAUGAUGGAGGGUGUUAUUGUGUUCAGGAGCCGCUCCGACACUUUCUAGUUUAGUCCUUUCUGUAGUGUCUCUGUGUCUCUCACAAUAGACUUCCUGGUUGUUUUGCUAGCAGGGUUUUAGCCUGUAGAUAUGGUUGUUUUGCUAGCAGGGUUUUAGCCUGUAGAUAUGACCUAGAUAAAAAGACGGAGUCUUUCUGACAUGGCUGACUGCUUCUUCUGUUCAUGAUCUGUGAUGUGACACGUAGGGUUCCAGUACCUUUCCCAUAAUGCCCAGGUUUUCCACAUCCUGUUUGGAGGAUUCUCAGAAUCGGUAGGGAAUCAGCAGGAAAUCCAGAAUCCUCUAACCAAGGUUUCUGGAAAACCUUUGAAUUCUGAGGAAGUUACUAGAUUUUUGCAACCCAAGUCACGUUUCAUGUCUGUUCUCCCCUCCUGCUUCCCAGCCGGGGGUAGUGGGUUAUUUCCAGUUCAACUCUUCUCCUCAGCCUCCCGGCUACAUCACAUACCUCUCCUCAGCUCUACAGGCCUUGAAGAGAGGUAAGCUAACCUCGACAUGCUAACCCCCAUGUUGUCCCAAUUACUUUCAAUUACUUUCCAUCUCCUAAUAUCCUCUCCUUGAUGGGAGAUGGAUACAUUUAAGUCCAUCUAAUCCAGUGUCUCUUUGAUAACCGCUACUCGCUGUGUUUUGCCUCUGGAGUAGAACGUCAUAGCCAUUUGAAAUAGAAUGAAUAGAACAGACUUGGAAGCUCUGCCCGUAGCAAGGCCUGUUCUACUCAUUCUAGUUCUGUGACUAUAGAAAUGAGAAGUUUGCUGGAUGAAUAAAGGAUGAAUAGAUGAAUGAAAGUGUGAGUGUUCUCCCCCGGUGCAGACUUCCGCGGUGUGGUGCGGUUCGGGGUGGUGACCAGUAAACUGGUGGCAGAGUCCAUCUCCGUCAGAGAUGACCAGACCAUCUACCUGCACCGACACUUCAACUCCUCACUGGUCAGUCAACACACACACACACCCCUGUCUACCGACACUUCAACUCCUCACUGGUCAGUCAACACACACACACCCCUGUCUACCGACACUUCAACUCCUCACUGGUCAGUCAACACACACACACCCCUGUCUACCGACACUUCAACUCCUCACUGGUCAGUCAACACACACACCCCUGUCUACCGACACUUCAACUCCUCACUGGUCAGUCAACACACACACACCCCUGUCUACCGACACUUCAACUCCUCACUGGUCAGGCAACACACACACACCCCUGUCUACCGACACUUCAACUCCUCACUGGUCAGUCAACACACACACACACCCCUGUCUACCGACACUUCAACUCCUCACUGGUCAGUCAACACACACACCCCUGUCUACCGACACUUCAACUCCUCACUGGUCAGUCAACACACACACACCCCUGUCUACCGACACUUCAACUCCUCAUUGGUCAGUCAACACACACACACCCCUGUCUACCGACACUUCAACUCCUCAUUGGUCAGUCAACACACACCCCUGUCUACCGACACUUCAACUCCUCAUUGGUCAGUCAACACACACAUACCCCUGUUUACCGACACUUCAACUCCUCACUGGUCAGUCAACAUACACACCCCUGUCUACCGACACUUCAACUCCUCACUGCUCAGUGGUGAUGUCAUCAGCACGUGACAAACAGACCUGUCAUGCUAAGGGGCCCAGAGUUUGUCGCAGCAUCGCAUUAGUGGAAACCAAGACUGUUCUCAGGGCAGACCUGGUUGUAGAUAGAUUUGUUCGAGUUGCGUCGGGGACAAUUUUAGCUAACCCUAAACCUAAUUCUACAAACCUGCCACGUUAAUUAUCCUAACCUGCUACGAAAAGUAACUUCUGCUAGUCAACACCGGCAGACCUGCCUUGAGAAUAGUCUUGGUUUCCUCUAAUGCGAUACAGUGACUUUCUUCUGGUCAGGUCAAAUGUUCAGGGAAAAACUCCUGCCGCUGUCAUUUGUACCUAUGGAAGUUUAGCUCUACCUUUCUCUCUCCCUCUCUCCUCCCUCCCUCCCCCCAUCCCGCCUCCCCCUGUCUCUCCCUCUCCCCCAUCCCCUGUCUCUCCCUCUCUCCCCCAUCUCCUCCCUUCCCCAUCCGUCUCCUCCUCUCUCCUCCCUCCCCAUCCCCUGUCUCCCCCUCUCUCCCCCCAUUCCGUCUCCUCCUCUCUCCUCCCUCCCCCCAUCCCCUGUCUCCCCCUCUCUCCCCCCUCAGAUCUUCCCUAGUUGGGAGCGAAACUUCACCUCUGAGGGCAUCUGUUCCUGGGUCUUCGAGCACCGCGAGACCGUGCUCCAAUGGCUGCAGCCGCCUGGCGCUAAGUCCCGCCUCCUGGAGCAGGAACUGACCAAAGGCCCUGCCCUCCUGCUCUUCCUGCCCCACAAUCCCCUGGGGCCUGGCCCCGACCCGCUGCUGACGCAGGUGAGUCACCACGACAACAACAACGACCUUUACAACCAACAACCACUACUACAACUACUAUAAAAACAUUUAAUAUUUUUAUGUGAUUUUUAUAUCCACAUUAAUUUAACUCUUCGACCCCGCCCCCUUCUAGAUUGCAGACAUUGCGGUUCGCUACCAUUCCUGUAACAACUCCCCUCACCACCACCCCUCUGACCACUACUACAGUGGACCCUCCCAGCCCCUGUCCACCCCUCUCUGCUGCCUCUCAGUGGCUCUUCCCGGGCCACACCCCCUCCCAGGCUCCACCUCCAGGGUGUGUGAGCUUUGUCUCAACCAGUCCCAGUCCAACCCGGGUAGCUCUCCCCGCUGCACCUUCCCCUCCCAGACAUCAGGUGGUGCUGUCGUGCUCCAGUCCUACCUCAGACGAUGCUGUCUACCUGUUGCUGUGACGGCGACGGCAACGACGGUUUCCUGUAGUAACAUCCUGAGUAGCUACAGCCCGUCGUCAGGUCGCUAUAGUGCCUGUUGUAGAACUCUGGGACAGCUAGGGGCUUCCCUGCCCCCACAGCAGGGGCUAGGGCUAGACAAUGAGGGGCUAGGGACACCCCCUCCCUCACCACCCUCCUCCCAUGACUCCUCCCCAUCCUCUCAGGACCAGGAAGUAAGUGGGAUUAAAGGGCUGCGUUGUCGGACCAAUAAGACUCUCAGGUUCUAUGUCCUGGACUCCGCCCUCCACUGGCCGCUGGCGGUGCGUCUCGGGGCGCUAGGCAACAACGAGAUGGGUGGCGGCAGCCGGGGGGAGUUAGGAGGGUUGCUAGGCAAUGGGACCAGUGUUGGCGCACGGUCGUUUGUGACCAUCGUGAACCUGAAGGAUGAGGUGCACUACGUUCUGGACCACAGAGGGACCGCUAGUGUUACGGAGUCACUGGGUAAGACUGGGGAGUUACUUGGUCAACUAUCUACUGUAAUGGAGUCACUGGGUAAGACUGGGGAGUUACUGGGUCAACUAUCUACUGUUACAGAGUCACUGGGUAGACGCUGGGAAGUUACUGGGGUCAACUAUCCUACUGUUCCGGAGUCACUGGUAAUACUGGGGAGUUACUGGGUCAAAUCUAUCUACUGUUAUGGAGUUACUGGGUCAACUAUCUACUGUUACGGAGUCACUGGGUAAGACUGGGGAGUUACUGGGUCAACUAUCUACUGAUACAGAGUCACUGGGUAAGACUGGGGAGUUACUGGGUCAACUAUCUACUGUUACGGAGUCACUGGGUAAGACUGGGGAGUUACUGGGUCAACUAUCUACUGUUAUGGAGUCCCUGGGCAGUUACUGGGUCAACUAUCUACUGUUACGGAGUCACUGGGUAAGACUGGGGAGUUACUGGGUCAACUAUCUACUGUUAUGGAGUCACUGGGUAAGACUGGGGAGUUACUGGGUCAACUAUCUACUGUUACGGAGUCACUGGGUAAGACUGGGGAGUUACUGGGUCAACUAUCUACUGUUACGGAGUCACUGGGUAAGACUGGGGAGUCAACUAUCUACUGUUAGGGUCAAACUGGAGUUACGUCACUAUUAUGUUACGAGUCACUGGGUAAGACUGGGGAUUACUGGGUCAACUAUCUACUGUACUGAGUACUGGUAAGACUGGGGAGUUACUGGGUCAACUAUCUACUGUUAAGCGGAGUUUCACCUGUUAGAGACUGGGGAGUUAUACUGGGUCAACUAUCUACUGUUACGGAGUCACUGGGUGUAAGACUGGGGAGUUACUGGGUCAACUAUUACUGUUACGGAGUCACUGGGUAAGACUGGGAGUUACUGGUCAACUAUCUACUGUAGAUCCUGGUAACUGGGAUCAACUAUCUACUGUUACAGAGUCACUGGGUAAGACUGGGGAGUUACUGGGUCAACUAUCUACUGUUACGGAGUCACUGGGUAAGACUGGGGAGUUACUGGGUCAACUAUCUACUGUUACGGAGUCACUGGGUAAGACUGGGGAGUUACUGGGUCAACUAUAUACUGUUACGGAGUCACUGGGUAAGACUGGGGAGUUACUGGGUCAACUAUCUACUGUUACGGAGUCACUGGGUAAGACUGGGGAGUUACUGGGUCAACUAUCUACUGUUACGGAGUCACUGGGUAAGACUGGGGAGUUACUGGGUCAACUAUCUACUGUUACGGAGUCACUGGGUAAGACUGGGGAGUUACUGGGUCAACUAUCUUUAACUGUUAACGGGAGUUCCACUCAGCGGGUAAGACUGGGGAGUUACUGGGUCAACUAUCUACUGUUACGGAGUCACUGGGUAAGACUGGGGAGUUACUGGGUCAACUACUACUGUUAUGGAUCCUGGGGUUACUGGGUCAACUAUCUACUGUUACGGAGUCACUGGGUAAGACUGGGGAGUUACUGGGUCAACUAUCUACUGUUAUGGAGUCACUGGGGAGUUACUGGGUCAACUAUCUACUGUUACGGAGUCACUGGGUAAGACUGGGGAGUUACUGGUCAACUAUCUACUGUUACGGAGUCACUGGGUAAGACUGGGGAGUUACUGGUCACUAUCUACUGUACGGAGUCACGGGUAGACUGGAGUUACUGGUCAACUAUUGUUCAUGAGUCACUGGGUAAGACUGGGGAGUUACUGGGUCAACUAUGUAGUAGGCAACAGACCUGGUUAUAAAUACCAUUUGAAAUUCAAAUUCUGCAGCUGUGCUCGAUUGAGCUUCCCUGGCUUAAUGGACCAAUAGAAAAGUCCUGAAACUACAAACCCCACCCAUCUGGCACUCCAGGCAGGCUAAAGCAAAGUAUUUGAAAGAUUGCUAGUAGUAUUUGAACCCAGGUCUGGUCUAGGGAAAGUAGCCAGCUUUACCCCCGGUGUGUCUUCUUGGCCCUCCAGAGAUGUUCAUCAGGAACUUCAGCACCCCCCACAGCCCACUGCAGAGACGCCUGGUGGGGAGGAGGGAUGAGGAGAGGGAGAGGCCCCAGAAGAGACCCCUCAUCUCAGAACUAACCACCACCUCCUUCCUCAGUAAUGUCAUGGAUCCUCACAGGGUGGGUGAGAGAGAGGAGGAGAGGGGGAGAGAGAGAGAGGGCGAACGAGGAGGAGGAGGAGGAGAGGGCGAAGGAGGAGGAGAGGAGGAGGAGGAGGGAGAGAGAGGGAGAUAACCUCACCCCCACCUCACACUGGUUUAACAUCAUAACUGUGUGAUGUGGUUUGACAGACUUGUACUGGUCUUUAAAGACAUGUCUUAGUUCUAAUUAUUCACUUCAGUUUAGACUGGUUUCUGGUUUCUGGAAUGGACAUUGGUUAUGGCUAUAAAAAGGCUAUGGUAAUGGCUUUUCUUCAUGAAUGUGAUAAAAUGACUUCCUGUUUUCCAUGUUGUGUGUUCUCCAGGACGUGCUGCUGUUCUACUACAGCCAGUGGUGUGGCUACUGCUCUGUUCUAAACCAUGUCAUCAUCCAGCUGGCUAGAAUGUUCCAUGGAAACAGCACCGUCACCAUCGCCAGGUAGGGCUGGCUGGCUUGGCUGGGUUUUGUUUCUAUUUUGUGACGUAAUGCUGAGUUGGGUUGUUGUAUUGAUUUCUGUUUUUAUUGAGCUUUUUUUGUUUUUUUAUUUAUUCCAUAGAUAUUCAACUGUUUUAAAGUUAAACAUCCUGUAGUAACAGGAUGUGACGUCAUACUGUCUCUGUGUGUAGGGUGAACGUGGCGCGUAACGACCUGCCGUGGGAGUUCAUGGUGGAUCACUUCCCCUCAGUCCUCCUGUUCCCCAGACACAGGUCAGAUAGAACACACCCCUGUAUGUACCAUUACCUACUCAGACAGGUCAGACAGAACACACCCCUGUAUGUACCAUUACCUACUCAGACAGGUCAGACAGAACACAACCCCUGUAUGUACCAUUACCUACUCAGACAGGUCAGACAGAACACACCCCUGUAUGUCAGACAGGUCAGACAGAACACACCCUGUAUGUACCAUUACCUACUCAGACAGGUCAGACAGAACACACCCUGUAUGUACCAUUACCUACUCAGACAGGUCAGACAGAACACACCCCUGUAUGUACCAUUACCUACUCAGACAGGUCAGACAGAACACACCCCUGUAUGUACCAUUACCUACUCAGACAGGUCAGACAGAACACACCCCUGUAUGUACCAUUACCUACUCAGACAGGUCAGACAGAACACACCCCUGUAUGUACCAUUACCUACUCAGGACAGGUCAGACAGAACACACCCCUGUAUGUACCAUUACUAUCAGACGAACACACCCCUGUAUGUACCAUUACCUACUCAGACAGGUCAGACAGAACACACCCCUGUAUGUACCAUUACCUACUCAGACAGGUCAGACAGAACACAAACCCCCGUAUGUACCAUUACCUACUCAGACAGGUCAGACAGAACACACCCCUGUAUGUACCAUUACCCACUACUCCCGACUCACGGUCAGAUAGAACACACCCCUGUAUGUACCAUUACCUAAUCAGGACAGGUCAGACAGAACACACCCCUGUAUGUACCAUUACCUACUCAGACAGGUCAGAUAGAACACACCCCUGUAUGUACCAUUACCUACUCAGACAGGUCAGAAUAGAACACACCCCUGUAGUACCAUUACCUACUCAGACAGGUCAGACAGAACACACCCCUGUAUGUACCAUUACCUACUCAGACAGGUCAGACAGAACACACCCCUGUAUGUACCAUUACCUACUCAGACAGGUCAGAUAGAACACACCCCUGUAUGUACCAUUACCUACUCAGACAGGUCAGACAGAACACACCCCUGUAUGUACCAUUACCCUACUCAGACAGGUCAGAUAGAACACACCCCUGUAUGUACCAUUACCUACUCAGACAGGUCAGACAGAACACACCCCUGUAUGUACCAUUACCUACUCAGACAGGUCAGAUAGAACACACCCCUGUAUGUACCAUUACCUACUCAGACAGGUCAGACAGAACACACCCCUGUAUGUACCAUACCUACUCAGACAGGUCAGAAGAACACACCCCUGUAUGUACCAUUACCUACUCAGACAGGUCAGACAGAACACACCCCUGUAUGUACCUUACCUACUCAGACAGGUAAUAGAACAAACCCCCCCUGUAUGUACCAUUUCCUACUCAGACAGGUCAGACAGAACACACCCCUGUAUGUACCAUUACCUACUCAGACAGGUCAGAAGAACACACCCCUGUAUGUACCAUUACCUACUCAGACAGGUCAGAAGAACACACCCUGUAUGUACCAUUACCUACUCAGACAGGUCAGAUAGAACACACCCCUGUAUGUACCAUUACCUACUCAGACAGGUCAGACAGAACACACCCCUGUAUGUACCAUUACCUACUCAGACAGGUCAGAUAGAACACACCCCUGUAUGUACCAUUACCUACUCAGAAGUCGACGACACCCCUGUAUGUACCAUUACCUACUCAGACAGGUCAGACAUUGUCUGUUGUUGAACACACUGUUCUCUUUGUACUAAACAAGACAUGUUGGCUAUGAUUCACUAAUAUGUAAAGAUAUCCCACAGUCUCUCACUAAUAUGUAAAGAUAUCCCACAGUCUCUCACUAAUAUGUAAAGAUAUCCCACAGCCUCUCACUAAUAUGUAAAGAUAUCCCACAGUCUCUCACUAAUAUGUAAAGAUAUCCCACAGCCUCUCACUAAUAUGUAAAGAUAUCCCAAAGCCUCUCACUAAUAUGUAAAGAUAUCCCACAGCCUCUCACUAAUAUGUAAAGAUAUUCCACCGCCUCACUAAUAUGUAAAGAUAUCCCACAGCCUCUCACUAAUAUGUAAAGAUAUUCCACCGCCUCACUAAUAUGUAAAGAUAUCCCACAGCCUCUCACUAAUAUGUAAAGAUAUUCCACCGCCUCACUAAUAUGUAAAGAUAUCCCACAGCCUCUCAUGCCUUAUUUAGUUUGACUAACUAGUCUUAUGUUACUUCCUGCCGCUCUUCGUCCUUAGGAAACACCUGUCCGUGAAGUUCCCGGAGGACACUCCCAUCACUCUCCCCAACCUAUUACGUUUCAUCCUGAAGCACUCCGACUCCGCCCACCAGCCAAUGAAAGCAGAAGGAUCCGACCCUAACCCUCAGGUUCUCCUCAAGGCGGAGUUCCGCGCUCUACAAGGAGAAGUCCAAACAUUACACCGUGCACGCCAGCGCCUCUCCAACCAACUGGCCCAGCUAUGGCGAGACAACCGGCGGUUAUCCUUCGACGCCGUGGCCCUGGAGACCCACAAUGCACUGCUUCAGUCCCAGAAUGGCGAGUUGCAGCGUGAGAGGCUGAGCCUAGUGGAGCAGCACAGGGAGAAGAGUCGUCAGUUAGGGGAGGCAGUCAGGAGGCUACAGGAACUAGCAGAUGCAUCAGAGAACCUUCUCACUGCGAGAGCCAGCACGCUGCAGGCAGAGGAGUCUUACAGCUGA
This is a messenger RNA of Coregonus sp. 'balchen', 17526 nucleotides long. The record is from the annotation of a GenBank genome assembly. NCBI's taxonomy places the organism in Eukaryota, Metazoa, Chordata, Actinopteri, Salmoniformes, Salmonidae.